Gongylonema pulchrum is the source of this 423-nucleotide messenger RNA. NCBI's taxonomy places the organism in Eukaryota, Metazoa, Nematoda, Chromadorea, Rhabditida, Gongylonematidae. The record is from the annotation of a GenBank genome assembly.
UCGCUUUUAUUAUUUCAACGUGUAUACUGGACGAAGUCAGUGGGCGCGCCCCACGAAGCCAGCUGUGCCGUCUGUACUUCAGGUUCGUUGUGCUCAUCUUUUGGUGAAACACGUCGGAUCGCGUCGACCAGCUUCUUGGCGCUCAGACACUAUCACUCGGUCGAAGGAAGAUGCAAAAAGAAUUUUAAUCGGUUACAAAAAACAGAUUGAGGAGGCACCAGACAAACAGCUAAAAAUGAAGACUUUGGCUAAAGAAUUUAGCGAUUGCUCAUCGGCAAAACGUGGUGGUGAUUUGGGCUUCAUCAAACGCAGGCAAAUGCAGAAGGCCUUCGAAGAUGCAGCUUUCAGUCUUGAAGUUGGUCAGCUAAGCGAUAUUGUGGAUACCGAAUCGGGCUUACAUCUGAUUUAUAGAAUUGAGUGAUG